UCAAAAUCGCGACAUCAAUUGGAAACAAUUAUUGUUGCAGAUGAUUUGCUUGAUGAUACCAGCUCUCAAAGUUCUUCACACUCAGGAUCAUACUCCAACCUGAAUUAUGUUUACGGCGAUGAGCACAAAUCUCACAUGGGUCCUACAAGAAGAGACAAGCAUCCAAUUGCAGGAACCCACAGCUCAACUAGAUUUUGUCCUGAAGAAAGUUCUUAUGCUAGGCAGCAAGUUGUUAGCAAUGGCUACAGACAGGGUAGCCUUUUAUUGGAACCACAUGGAGCUUCUAGUUCCAGAAAUAGGAAGAUGGUUUUGGAUGAACGUAGAUUGACAAGGAACCGAUCGUUGGUAGACAUUCGCAGCCAGUUGCUGCACAGAUCGUUAGUUGAAGAGGUGAACAAACGACGCUUAUUCAAGACAGUGGGAGCUGUUGAAGACAUUGGAUUUCAAACGCCUUGUGAUAUUUCUGAACCGGGAUCACAAAAAGCUUCAAGGAAGAAGAAUCCAAAACCUUAGCUCUUGUAAAUAUUACCGGUCAAAAUACUUGGUGAUACCUACCGGCUAGAGGAACCGUGGCAGAUACAAUAAGGGAAA
Molecule: messenger RNA, 591 nt
Organism: Carica papaya (papaya)
Lineage: Eukaryota; Viridiplantae; Streptophyta; Magnoliopsida; Brassicales; Caricaceae
Source: RefSeq, a predicted model, not a curated record